GAGCCAAUGAGUGCAAGAUGUUGAGUGACAGCUGUCCAAUAGGGACCCUCAGUGCUAGUAUGGUUUGCGGCUUAAGCGGCGCCGCGGCCUGAGGAAUGCCAACUAUUCAACAUGGAGGAGGAGGUCGAUAAGCUGGAAUUGAUGUUCCAGAAAGCUGACUCUGACCUGGAUUACAUUCAAUACAGGCUGGAAUAUGAAAUCAAGACUAAUCAUCCUGAUUCAGCAGGCAAGAAAAAUCCAGUUACACUCUUACAGGAAUUGUCAGCAAUAAAGUCUCGAUAUCAAACUUUGCAUGCACGCUUUAAGCCAAUUGCUGACGAGCAGAAAGAGACUAAGAGCCGCAUUUGUGCUACUUUCAAUAAGACUAUGGCCACACUACAAGAACUACAGAAGCAAACAAACCUGGAGCUGUCACCACUGACUGAAGAAGAGAAAACUGCGGUACAACAAUUAAAAUCUCACAUGUCAGACUUAUGAAGAAUGGACUUGCAAAGGGGAACUCCAAUAAGGAAGAGAUCGAUUCCAGAGAGAUUUAGGAAAGUGUCUUGUUAACACUUGGUGACCACAGGUGGCGGGGUAUGGUGAAGGAGAAGAGUUGGCCUGGGUGACUAGAAAGUGAUACCUUUCAGAAGAGAAGGGAAUCUCUUCUCUUAAGAUUAGUAUCUGCCUAAGAAGGGCAGAUAUUAAAUUUCAGCCAAAAGGAUGGAAUGGGAAUAAAGAGAUUUAAUAUAUGUAUGUACACAUGCUUAGUUUUGCAAUGUCAUACAGGAAAGUAUUAACACUCUUUUGCAUCUGUUCUUUUAUAAUCAGGGUAACACCAAUGUGCUGGCCCAUCAUAAAAGAAUGUUUAUAUACUAACAGUCAGUCAAAUAUGAAAGCAUGCUUUAAAAGAUAGAAAAAUAUUUAUAUUAUGUUACAUAUUAUGUAUAUUACAGAAUUUUCUAUUUUUGAAAAUUUUGAAGAUGUGGUCACAUUAUCAGUGAGACUGCUAUGUGACCUAGUCUCCUAUAAAACCUAACUUUUGUAAUAAGUUAGUUUUUCUAUGAGAGCCUCACUUUUAUUUUUGUCCUGUUCCUUCUGUUUACUGAUGUUGAGGAGCAUGAGUUCUGCUUUCAAAUGCUUUUAGGCUAUUCCUAUUGUAUUUCAAUAUGACCUUUGUUCUCCUUCAGCCUAUAUUAGUGUAAUUGUUCAUUUUAUGUGAAAGAUAUAAAAUGAAAUCAUAAGAGCACUGGUGACCCCUAUUUGCCAGUUAUGUGUCUUCCUUCCUCCCUCCCUCCCUCCUUUCUUUUCUUCCUUUCAAGGGGAGAGAGAGAAACAUCAAUUGGUUGCCUCUUGCACAUGCCCUGACCAGGUACUGAACCCCCAACCCAGACAUGUACCCUGACCAGGAGUCAAAGUGGCCACCCUUCCCAUUGAAGAAUGAUGCCCAACCAACACGGGUCAGGACUCCUUAUUUUUUAAAAAUAACUUGACGAUUAAGCAAUUGUCCAUAGUAGGAGGCAGAUCUUGAUACAAAUGUUAAUCACAGGGUUAUUUAUAAUAGCAAUACACACAUCUGGCUAAUAGCAGGCAAAUAAGAAAAUAAAUCACAGUGUACCUAUGCAGUAAGAGGUCAGAGGUGUCUAUAAAUUAUUAGUUAAAAGUUCUGGGAAAUGCUGAAUGGGAAAGGGGAAGCAGAUACGUAUUGCAGUCUUGAAGACUGGGCUCUGACAUCCUGAGAUGUAAAUAGCCAGUUUUAAAUUCCAGAUGUGUGACCCUGAACAAAUCACUUAACUUUUAUGUGACUGGAUGGUUGGAAGCACGAUGAGAUGGUGUUGGAUUUUGAAAGAUAAAAAUGAAGGAUAAAUGAUCUUUCCAUAUAUGUAAUAAAAAUGAGGCAUUGGAAGGACUAGGAAAAUGCAUCAAAUGUUGUGCCUGCAGGCUAUAGGAUUGCACUUUAAUAUAAAAUUUAAAAAUUUGUUAUGAGAAUAUUUGUUCAUCGACCAACAGGGAAAACAGGAUUUGGGAGAGAGAAAACAGGGUUGGGAGUGUAGCUACAGUUAAAAUUGUCCUGUCUUGUUUAAAUAUGUCAAGAACAGAAAGUGCCCCCUUUUU
Molecule: messenger RNA, 2094 nt
Organism: Phyllostomus discolor (pale spear-nosed bat)
Lineage: Eukaryota; Metazoa; Chordata; Mammalia; Chiroptera; Phyllostomidae
Gene: SKA2
Product: spindle and kinetochore associated complex subunit 2
Exons: 4
Coding region: 112-477 (121 amino acids)
Biological process (GO): chromosome segregation; cell division; mitotic cell cycle
Cellular component (GO): outer kinetochore; spindle microtubule
Molecular function (GO): microtubule binding
Source: RefSeq, a predicted model, not a curated record